AUGGUGAGGUUCCUAAAGCCGGGCAAGGAGGUGAUCCUGCUGCAGGGCAAGUACGCCAGGAAGAAGGCGGUGAUCGUGCGCGUGUUUGAGGAGGGCACCCGCGACCGCCCCUACACGCACUGCCUGGUCGCUGGCCUGGCCAAAUACCCGAAGAAGGCGAUCCGCAAGGACUCGGCCAAGAAGACGGCCAAGAAGUCCCGCGUCAAGGUCUUCCUCAAGCUCGUCAACUUCACCCACCUCAUGCCAACCCGCUACACCCUCGACAUCGACGUCAAGGAGGUGGUCUUCGGCGCCCCCUACUCCCUCACCACCAAGGACAAGAAGCUCACCGCCGUCAAUUCUGCCAAGGCCAAGCUCGAGGAUAGGUUCAAGACCGGCAAGGACAGGUGGUUCUUCACCAAGCUCCCUGCCGACCAAGCAGCUUCAAGUGCCAGUGCCACCGCGGAGCACGAGCAGAGCAGCACACGCGAAGGAUGA
Molecule: messenger RNA, 477 nt
Organism: Hordeum vulgare subsp. vulgare (domesticated barley)
Lineage: Eukaryota; Viridiplantae; Streptophyta; Magnoliopsida; Poales; Poaceae
Product: 60S ribosomal protein L27-3-like
Exons: 3
Coding region: 1-477 (158 amino acids)
Biological process (GO): translation
Cellular component (GO): ribosome; cytosolic large ribosomal subunit
Molecular function (GO): structural constituent of ribosome
Source: RefSeq, a predicted model, not a curated record